Molecule: messenger RNA, 1830 nt
Organism: Cynocephalus volans (Philippine flying lemur)
Lineage: Eukaryota; Metazoa; Chordata; Mammalia; Dermoptera; Cynocephalidae
Gene: PTP4A1
Product: protein tyrosine phosphatase 4A1
Exons: 5
Coding region: 4-525 (173 amino acids)
Biological process (GO): protein dephosphorylation; positive regulation of cell migration
Cellular component (GO): nucleus; cytoplasm
Molecular function (GO): protein tyrosine phosphatase activity; protein tyrosine/serine/threonine phosphatase activity
Source: RefSeq, a predicted model, not a curated record
AACAUGGCUCGAAUGAACCGCCCAGCUCCUGUGGAAGUCACAUAUAAGAACAUGAGAUUUCUUAUUACACACAAUCCAACCAAUGCGACUUUAAACAAAUUUAUAGAGGAACUUAAGAAGUAUGGAGUUACCACGAUAGUAAGAGUAUGUGAAGCAACUUACGAUACUACUCUUGUGGAGAAAGAAGGCAUCCAUGUCCUCGAUUGGCCUUUUGAUGAUGGUGCACCACCAUCCAACCAGAUUGUUGAUGACUGGUUAAGUCUUGUGAAAAUUAAGUUUCGUGAAGAACCUGGUUGUUGUAUUGCUGUUCAUUGUGUUGCCGGCCUUGGGAGAGCUCCAGUGCUUGUUGCCCUAGCAUUAAUUGAGGGUGGAAUGAAGUACGAAGAUGCAGUACAAUUCAUAAGACAAAAGCGGCGUGGAGCUUUUAACAGCAAGCAACUUUUGUAUUUGGAGAAGUAUCGCCCUAAAAUGCGGCUGCGCUUCAAAGACUCCAAUGGUCAUAGAAAUAACUGUUGCAUUCAAUAAAACUGGGGUGCCUGAUACUGUUGCUUUGGAAGUGGAACUUAGGCAGGACCUAAUUUGUCAUGCAUACUAGCCAACUUGUUGGCUUGGUGAAUAAGUCUAGUGAAACUUCCAUAGGAGUAUUGAAAAGCAGUUUUACCAGGCCACAAGCUUGACAGAAUUGCAGCCUCUGUGUUUGGGUUAUGAUCAAACUAUUUGGAUACUUAGCAAAAGAUUCUUGCUGUUUAGCAUUUAAAAUGUGCUUAUCAUUUUGUACCAAUUGACCUUUCCUGAAAUCAUGUGGUAUUGACUUACAUUUUCUUGAAAUCUGUUCCCAUGCCAGAAUCUUAUCAAUACAUAAGAAAUUUCAAAAGAUUAGGUGCCAAAAUACCCAGCACAAUACUUGUAUAUUUUUAGUAUCAUACAGAACUAAAAUCCCAGGAACUAUGAACACUCUAGACCUUAUGUGGUUUAUUCCUUCAGUCAUUUCAAACAUUGAAAGUAGGGCCUAUAUGGUUAUUUGCCUGCUCACUUUAUGUUUACAUCUCCCGCAUUCAUACCAGUAUACAUCAGGUUGCAUAACCAUUGAUUUUUUUUUUUUUUAAACCAAGUCUUACAGUGAUUAUUUAAUGUCUCUCUAAUAAAUCUCAUUUUGUGUUGUUAGGAAAAACCUCCAUUUUGAAAAUCUACAUUGUACAGAAGCACAUGUCUUUAAUGUCUCCAGACAAAAAAGCCUUACAGUUAAUUUAAUGUUUGCACUCUGAGGUGCAACUUAACAGGGAGGGCCUGAAAAAAGAAUGGGAGGGGGCUAUUAAAUAUUUUUAGUAAAAUGUUGCCUUUGUCUUGUGCAGAACAUGUAGAAUAUGCUCUUUAAUUUAGUAAAUAUUUUUUUUAAAGGUAGAGAUGCUUUGUUAUUGUAGCUAAAACAAUUCUUAAUCAUAAAAUUCUUGAAAUUCUUUUUCCCCCCAUACUUAUCAGAAGUUGUUUAUCAACUUAUGUUUGUUUGAAGUGUUUUUUCCCCCUUUUCUUCCCGACCUCUCUUGCAAAAAAAGAAGUGGGUUUCUGCUAAUGAAUUGAGCAGAUAUCUAAUAUUUUAUAUGCCUUUUGAGCUGUGUAACUUAAUAUUUGGAUACUUGAUAAUUUGUUUUAUUAUGUAAUUGAUAAAAUGGUGAUGUGUAUUAAUGUUAGUUCAACCAUAUAUUUAUACUGUCUGGGAAUGUGUGGUUAUAGUUCUGUGGGGAGAAAUAAUUUGUCUGUGUUCACCAGCUUGUAAAAACUUAGUGCGAGAGCUUAAACAUCUAAAUAAAUAAUGAAAUGCAUUUAUCAUCA